Leptidea sinapis is the source of this 6647-nucleotide messenger RNA. RefSeq lists its product as uncharacterized. The transcript has 58 exons. Lineage: Eukaryota; Metazoa; Arthropoda; Insecta; Lepidoptera; Pieridae. The record is from RefSeq and is a predicted model, not a curated record. Bases 1253 to 6637 code for a protein of 1794 amino acids.
CAAUGCAGAAGAUUUCUGACAAAUAAGUUAUUCAGUCAUUCAAUUUUAAUGCAUGUGUUUUCUUUAAUAUAAAAUAGUUAAGGACGGACUGUUUCUCGGAAUAAACUAUAAUAAUCUAAUCACAAUCAAGAUGGCUGCUCCUUCUACUACGGGUUCGGAAUAUGCCGACAGUGAGAUGCCUGCUUCUGUUCUUGGCGAAGCGACGCCCGGACCAGCCGCGGCCCCGAGCGGGUUUCCCCCAUACCCGCCGUAUGCGACCGAGCCAGCUCCACCUUCGGUCGCCGACACGAUACUGGCUGGUCGAGACCUGCGCGUCCAACACAAAUCUACACCGAAACCUCCAGUUCGGCCACUUCCUAGACCAGCCAAGCCCAGGGGUCCUAAAGCGACGGAUGUCAAAAUGUCGAAGCGUGCUAUGAGAGCCCAUGCUAGGUGUCUCCGGCGACAUGGUGCUGUUCUGACGGACAGACUGGAGAAGAUAUCGAAACCUCCUCUUCGUAGUAUUAUCUACUUAUGGCGACAGCAUGCGAACACUCUCCCGCCAGAGACGAUUGCACGUCUACGUUCUAUGCUAGACGCAGAUGAACCUUUCAAGCCUGAGCAGGCCUAUGAAUAUUUUAUCAAUCUUCGCAAAUCUAAGAAGAAGUCUGACAAGGUGCAAGUCCAUCACAUGAAGAAGGAUAUACUCGCAAUAUGUCAAGACAAGAGGUUCACGUGGGCUCGGAAUGCAACAGUAGCUUUUGCUAGAGGAAUCCAACAGAGAUUGGCCGAGCCAGGAUCUUAUGCCCUGGCUGACGGAAUGCUGCGGCUAUCGAAUAUAAUUCUAGAAGAUUUAUGCUGUAAUAUGCACACAAAACCACCUUCACGACGAUGCACGCAUCCGAAAGCCAAGUUUAUGAUGGAGAUGGCUGAUAAAGUCGCGGUCUGGAUUGACGAAAUACUUGCCGAGUCUGAUGAUAAAAUGCUGAUGAUGGACUUUGAUGAAGAUGAAGAAGUGGAGAAGAGUCUUGCUUCACCGCCGGAACCUGGCCGUUCCACGUCUGAAUCCAAUUCAGCUUCCCUCGCUGGAACACCUAGUGCUACCGUGGAUGCAACACCAGCUUCUUCAGGGACAGCUCUCGCUGGUACUCCUAGUGGUACUCCAAUGGGAACUCCGAGGGCAUCAAAUACAAACAUUCCAAAAAAUAACUAAUUAGAUGUGAUCCACGCCGACGAAGCAGGAGACGCUGGCUUCACCGAUGACUUUCUUGACAUGAUGGGCGCUCGUGGCGGUGGACUUUUAAAGUAUCCACUUCCUGCCUAUUUGAAGUUUACGGGAGAAAUGGCAGAAGCGUUUAAAAUUUUAACCGAUUCCAUGGUUAGUAAAGGUAAUGAAGAAUUGCUGGCACACGGAAAGUUUAAGAUGACUUUUAUUGAAGGAGCUGAUGAAUUAAAAGAAACGACAGAUUUCAAUGCGCCCGAUUUGAAUACUGCAUUAGCUAGUAAAGUAAGGAAUGUUCUAGCAGAUACGGUGAAACCGAACACACCAAGUAACAUUGUCCCUUUCAUGAAAGAGAUGGUCGAGAUAUGUUCAAAUUACUUAGCGCAGUAUGCAGAAUACAACAAGGAUAAAGGGCCAGCUUUUAAACUGCUCGUUAAAGCAAUGAAAGCAAAAGGGAGUCAACAGUUAUACACGAAGGGAAAGAUUAAGAAAACAAAUGGAAAGGCAGCAACGGACUUAGAAGAAGCUAAAGGCUUGGAGAGUGAUCACGAUGAUCCAAAUUUGUCUCAAGAAAUUCAUUCGAGGCUUUCCAAAUUGGUUGAAGGCCAAGUACCUCAAGAUCUUAAAAACGACAUGACAGACACAUUGGAUAUUACUUCGAAGUAUCUGUCGCAGAGUGCUAUAGAUGAACUUGAACGUGGGCCUGCGUUUGAUCUGCUCAUUAAAGAAUUGCAACGAAAUGGCGGUGACCCUUUUACUCCACAAUUUGCUCCAGUUUCAACUAAAUUUGCUGGUUCCUAUGUAUUAAAAUCUGCGCCCGGUUUAUCCAGCAUUGAACCAGAUGCGACCACUGCUCCCAUAUUUCUGGAUGUACUGCACAGAUCAGUCGACGCUGCUACACCUAAAGCGCUGACAAAUGACAUGAACGAGGUCAUUCAGCGGUGUGCUAAUUACUUGUCGGCUUUCGUAAGAGAUAGAGAUAUAGCGUUACAAAUUCUACUGAAAAUGAUGAAAGGAAAUGCUAGUAAAGAUUUAGCUCAGAGGAAUAAUUACUCCACAAAUUAUGGAACUGGCGCGGCUGAGACUGAAGCUGCGCCGAUUUUGAUACCAUUUCUGCCAAUCAAAGACAUUGCGGACGAGGUUAAACAGAAAAUAAGCCCAGACGCGGAAAAGGUAACGCCGCCAAAGUUAAAAAUCGCCAUGAAAGCUGUUGUUCAGGAUGUAUCGCGGUAUUUAUCACAACCAACCGCAUUAAGAAGUGGUGCGGCAGGAGACAGGUAUCCACUGAACUUGUUGGCAGCUGUGAAGCAAUCGCUUGGAAGUAGACCAUUAUUUAAAUUCAAGAGUUUUGGCCAGACUUAUGCUGAUGCAGCAGACGUGCUGAAAUAUGCUGGGCCGUUGGAAAGCGAUCCCACUCAAAAAUCUGAAAAUUUAAAAGCUGAAAUUAUGACUGAAAUGAGAAGAGGUGUUCCGCAAAGACUGGCGCCGUCAAUCACAACAGAUCUGAAAGGUACAAUGGAUGAGGCUGCAACGCAUUUAGCAAAAAUAGGAAUGGAGAAAGGGGAAGCAUUACAAUACUUAGUUAAUUUAAUGAAGGAGCAAGGUGAAGCACCAUUGGCACAACUGCAGGGCUACCAACAAACGUACAACGAUGGCGCGAGAAGAAUCGAGGUUGCUCCAAGCCUAGCAAAUGAGAAAGUGGACAAGGAUGCUUACGAGGACGUCCGAGGGAAGUUCAAUACUCUAGUUGAUGCGAAACCCGCGGCAGAACAUAAGAAGCACAUGCCAGGUAUCAUAGAGGAUGCUUCGAAAUUUCUAGCCAAACCCAUGCCAGAGACUCCAGCCGAAAAGCGUCAAAUAUUAGCAGAUUUAAUGACUCGUCAAGGUGAUGCCGUAUUGGGAAAAGAAGAUAUCUACAAAGUUACUUAUACCGAAGGUGGUCGGGAAUUAAUGAAGGCUCCUGUGGGCGUCACAAAUUCCGUGGACGACAACAAGAAACAAGAGAUUUCCGAUAAAAUAGCAACUGUCAUACCAGAUAAGAAGCUGGAAGUUCAAUUGAAAGAUAGCGUCCAGGAAGGAUCGGCUUAUAUAACGGAUAUACUCAAAGGACGAGGCGAAGUAAUGAAAGCUAUACACGACGGCAUGAAGAGUGAAAAGGAUAAAGAAUUUCUAAAUAUUGGAAAAUUCUCGAAGUCUCAUGGCGAAACUGCAGAUAUGUUAUCGAAUGCGUCGCAUUUUGGUGGUCAAAAUCCCUCACCUGUGAUUGUAGACAAAGUAGCACCGUUGGUGAAUGAUAUUAUAUCUGCGAAACAAGUGUCUGCGAAAGCGAAACCAUAUGUGACAGAAACAACUAACAUAACUACGAAUUACAUCGCUGGAAUUGCUACCAAUGAAUGUGGGCUGGAUGCUAAAGCUCUCGCUGAGUUAGACGCAGGAAAGGCGCGUAGCCAAGAAACAAAAAUGGAACAAAUAGUCAGUGAAGGAAGCAGACCAGAAAACACAGAAACUGAAAAAGCAAGACUAGAACGUGAAAAAUCUAAAACAGGAACAAACGCAGACAGAGAAAUAGCUAGAAGUGUAGUUUUAGAGGUUGAUGCAGAAAGGGAACAGGCCUUAAAGAUAUUGCACGGGCAACUUAAGGCGAAAGGUGGCGAGACUUUUUACAAGCAACCUCACAAUCAUUUAACGCACAACCAGGCAUCAGAAUGGCUCUUAAUGAAUCCUCCGAUGGUGGUGGACAGAUCCGUGAAGGAAUCAGGAGAUACCUCCCGUCUCCACAAGAAGUUUGAGAGAAAACUUAGCACACUCGUAGCGACAGUAACUCCAGAAGAAAUGUACGAUACUAUGCAAGAUGUUAUAAUUGAAUCUUCAAGAAUAUUAUCAGAGUAUUUCGUCACUAAUAGCUAUAAAGCAUUGGUGCGUGAUGCUCUCAUAUCGGGGAUGCAAAAACGACGGAACGAAAUCCUCAUCGAAGUAAAUGGCGCAGCUGAAACAUAUUUUUUCGCUGCACAAAGGUUAAAAAAGGUUCAAUCGCUUGAAGUAAAAGAUCCGUCUCCAAACAUUUCUUAUUUCUUGGCAAAGAACUUAGAGGAAAUUAUAAGGUGUCACUCUAUGGCAAGAAAAUUGAUGGCUGCUAUGAAAGAUCACAUCAAAGAAGCUUCUGACUUUUUGUCAGUCUUAGUAACAAAACCAGAUGAGCAAAUAGAAGCUUACGCAGCUCUGCUAAAUGAGAUGGAGGCGGCUGGAGACACUCUUCUUAUAGAAACAAAUAUACCAAAAACUUAUAAAGAUUCAGCAGAUUUCUUACGUCAUUUGACAUCUUAUAAGGAUAAAUAUGGCCGUUCAGAUUCCUCUCUGCAAUCAAGCACUGAAGGAAAAUUGAAACAACUAAUGGCUCAUGUCAAAUCCGGAGGAUACAGUGAAGCUGCUUUGAAUGGUACCAUAACUGAAUCCACAAAACUCCUCGUGUCGUACAUUGUUUUACAAGGUGAAAAAACAGAGGUAUUAAAAGAAAUGAUUGGGCAUAUGGAUCAUGUUGGCGGGAAUGUGUUGUUAAGACAUGGCAAGAUAAGAAAAACAUAUUCUGAAGGAGCCGAUUUGUUACGUCCUAAAAAUGCUGAUCAAUUGAGUGUUCCUGGCGCUGACCCUGUCGUUUCUAGAAAAAUUCAAAUCAAACUCCGCAAUUUAAUGGAUAAAAACCCACCAAAAAAGCAUUUGGAACUAGUAGAUGCUGUAAUUGAAGAUGCUACAAUGUUCAUGGCGAUACACUUUUUAGAACCACAAAUAAUACAAGUCUGCAAAUGCAUGAAGAAUGUGUUCGUUCAGUGUGAGCUGUGGUGUGAUGAGAUAUUGCGUCGAGUUGCCCAACCUUGUUGUUCGUGCUCUCGUCAUGUAUCUACCCAGGCCUUGUCCGACGUAGCACCUGGGAAGAAGUUGCAAGUGUGUCCAGGAACUUCAAGAGCGCAUGAAUCUGGGAUCAAUUUGAAUGUUUCUCAAUGUCCGCAUCACAUGUUACAAAAGUCUCCAUGUCCUGCACAUAAACCAACAAUUGACUGCGGAAGAUCAACGACUGCUUCGUACUUACUAUAUUCUCCAACAUUUUCCCACUUUUAUCCUUACAAGAGAGAUAAUGUUCACACUGACGAUACAGUGCCAAUAACUGGAGAGGGUUCACUAAAUCCUAAUUUGCCAUCUGGUUCCCCUUCGCUAACCUUUCCGGCUGAUUUAUCUAGCUCGAAAACAACUGAAAUAGACACUGAUUCCACGCUCUUUUCUUACCAUACGCCUCAGAGCCACACACCUGUAGCCAGCAAAGAUGAAUCAGCUGGACCAUUUACCCAAUCGAGUUAUGCCAUGUUUUUUGAAACUAAGCCACAACGUUUAAGUCGAAUAGAUUACAAAGGAACAAGCCGACACAAUGAAAAGAUAUCGACACGAAGUUAUAGUUCAAGAACUCCUAUAGUAACAACGGAUGAAAUGGCUGAUUGGCACGCAAUGAUGGUCAGCCUUAUUUGGAAUUUGCAAGCUUGGCGGGAUUGGAUUCAGGACAAUAUAAAUCGUGCUCUUUAUUAUUAUCAGGAGCAGUCGAGAAAUUCGGAUGAACCAGAAGAAAGCUGGUUAACAUUUCAGAGAAGAGUGACAACAGAAGCAUUGCAAUGGAGACAAUAUAAUAAAUUCAGCAGACAACUUACUAUGCGUUUAGCACUUCGAUAUCAAGGUCGAGAGAUCUUGUCUCCAACAAGAUCAACUGUUGCUACUGACACCUACAUUGAAUGUCAACAAGACACGCUACACAUUAUAGAAAUGUUCAACAAAUGGACACAAUGGAUUACCGUGUUGCUCAAAGAAACAGAUUCAAUGCAGCAGGAGUCCAGAGAAUCAGCAACACAAGACAUGAGGUGGCCGCAUUUUAGAGAGAAAGUCCAGGAGCACGCGAAUGACUGGGCGGUAUAUAAUACUUAUCUUGACGAAUGUUGGCAAAAGAAAUAUGAACAAAUAAUUUCAGCGUGGAAGCAGCCAGGUCCGGUGUGGGUGGUGAGUGCUUGCGGCGCGGUCCCCAGCGGUGCAGUGGCCGCCGGCGUGUACGAGGGCGAGGUCAUAUGGGUGGCACGAACCACGCACAGAUCUAACGUGCUGCCAGCAGCUCUUCACCCGUCCAAGCACUGCUGUGUCCUGUAUGCCGAUGGUGGCGUGCAUCACUACACCAAGUAUCAGGUGAUGUGUAACGCUGAGGUCAGCUGGGUGGCUUGGCGCGCUGGUGACGUGAGCGCCAGGACCGUGCGGGUCGCCAGCGGGGUCCACGUGGGGCGCGUGCACUACCGGGGCUCCCACCUGCUCGGAGCCGUGCAGGCGCCAGCCUACCGCUGCCACGUGCUCAUCUACGGCAGACCCUUCGCCUUCAGCUGCUACGACCUCCUAGUGCUCAACGAACCUUGACAUUAUCUUG